AGAUAACUAAAAACAUAAUCAGUCAGGUCUGAUAACGUUGGUGAGGUUGCUCGACCUUCCUCAUAACCCUUCAUUUAUUUGUGAAGAAGCCAGACAGAACAAACACACAGGAUGCAGUCAAUGAGUGGAUUAUUUUGUCGUAAAUGUGCUGAAAGUGUACGUAUGUUGCACAUGACAAAAUUGAGAUCCCAAAUCUCAAAUCAACACAUUCAAAAUGUCCACAAGAGCACAAGGUCCAGUAUGUCAGCAUGGCAGAUUCACCAGUAUGGAGGAAAUGAAGAGUUCACCCUCUCUCGCACAGCCAAGGUGCCCACUAUUCACAGCCCAGAAGAACUACUCAUUGAAGUUCAUGCUGCCAGUGUUAACCCUAUUGAUGUUCAUAUGAGAGGAGGUUAUGGUGAGGUGAUGCUGAAUUCUAUGAGGAAACUGCUAGGGAAGCCCAAGUCAGGGAAUGAGUUCCCGCUAACCCUGGGCAGAGACUUCUCUGGGGUGGUGUUGGAGACAGGGAAACGUGUCACUGACUUCAAACCUGGAGAUCAGGUGUGGGGAGCAGUGGGAGCUCACAGACAGGGGACCCAUGCAGAGCUCCUGGUCACAUCACAGAAGGAGAUAUCAAAGAAGCCGAAGACACUGGACCAUCUAGAGGCAGCAUCCAUUCCCUACGUGGCUGUGACAUCAUGGACCGCGACUGAGGUGCAAGGAAAGGCAAAGAGGAAAGAGGGAACUCAAGGAAAGCAACACUGCAGGGAAGAGGAUCCUGUUCAUGCUGGUUCUGGGGGAAUAGGCACAUUUUCUAUACAGUUACUGAGUGCGUGGGGAGCGGACGUUACGACGACGUGCAGUACGGAUGCUGUCGAGUUUGUUACAAGUCUGGGAGCCAAUACUGUCAUCGACUACAAGACACAGGAUGUAGAAGCAGAACUGCAGAAACUUGACAAAUUCGACUUAGUGUUGGACACUCUUGGAGGGGAGACACCAAACUUCUCCUUCGAUCUGUUGACCAAAUAUAGAAAUGCCAAAUACGUCUCCAUAGUGACGCCGUUACUGAGAAAUGCAGAUUCAUAUGGUUUGGUUAAAGGCUCUGUCAAGACUGCAGUUGAUCUCCUCAAGGAUGUGGCCGGGGGCAUCAAACAUCUCCGAAGCUAUCGCUGGGCUGUGUUUGUACCCAAUGGUCGUGCUCUAAAAAAAGUGGCCAAGAUGGUGGACAACUCUGAUAUCAAGCCUGUGGUAGAAAAGGUGUUUCAGUUUGAAGAAGUUCCAAAUGCUUUUGACAAGCUAGCUGCUGGUCACUCUAGAGGAAAAACUGUGAUUAAGGUUAUCUGAACACCACUAUGAGAGUGAUCUCCCUUGAAACCCAAAAGCAUUGUGAUCAAAACCUAAAGAAGUUUUGUUUUCUGCAUGUUGAAACUUUAAUUAAAUUUACAACUAGUGAAUACAAUGGAACUAUUGAUUCAAUUAGUUACCCAUAAUUUGGAAUUAUGUUAAAAAAUAAUAAGUUGUGAGGCAUAUAUACUUUAUCUAUUUUGUGAUGGCAUGAUAGAUUUAACAUGAAGUAAAGUGCUGACUAAA
Messenger RNA from Haliotis rubra (blacklip abalone), 1569 nucleotides. Its product is annotated as reticulon-4-interacting protein 1 homolog, mitochondrial-like. The record is from RefSeq and is a predicted model, not a curated record. NCBI's taxonomy places the organism in Eukaryota, Metazoa, Mollusca, Gastropoda, Lepetellida, Haliotidae. Gene Ontology annotation, cellular component: mitochondrion. Gene Ontology annotation, molecular function: oxidoreductase activity.